This is a messenger RNA of Periophthalmus magnuspinnatus, 1845 nucleotides long. RefSeq names its product NIPA like domain containing 3 (gene nipal3). NCBI's taxonomy places the organism in Eukaryota, Metazoa, Chordata, Actinopteri, Gobiiformes, Gobiidae. Gene Ontology annotation, molecular function: magnesium ion transmembrane transporter activity. The record is from RefSeq and is a predicted model, not a curated record. The transcript has 11 exons. Gene Ontology annotation, biological process: magnesium ion transport. Gene Ontology annotation, cellular component: membrane. Bases 150 to 1289 code for a protein of 379 amino acids.
GCACAGAUCCCGGAAGAAGACAGGUGUAGCGUUCAACGAAUAUUACAAAUGAGGAAAGUACUUCAGAGUUUCUCUUGUGACCUAUGGAAUGGGACAGACAGUUUAAAUGUGUAACUUCUGUGUGAGCUCGGUAUCGGAAAAACACCGGAAUGGGUCUGAGCACAUCGUUCGGAGAGUCGUACACGGAUAAUCUCAUCGGUACUUUGCUUGCCAUCUUUGGAAAUUUGUUGGUCAGCAUCGCUUUAACAAUUCAGAAGCUGGGCCAUGUGACCUUGGCGGGCACCAAUGAUCCUCGUUCUUUCUACCGCACUAAAACCUGGUGGUGUGGUUUUGUCCUCACUUGUCUGGGAGAGUCGGCCAACUUCACCUCAUAUGCCUUUGCUCCACUGUCCCUCGUGGCUCCUCUAAAUGCUGUGUCUCUGCUUGCAAGCUCAAUUCUGGGUUUUAUUUUCCUCCGAGAAAAGUUGAAGGCUAAAGAAUUUGCAAAACGCUAUGGCUUGUCAUUUUUUGGCUGCCUGCUAACAAUUGGUGGAUCUUAUCUCUUUCUAUCUUUUGGACCAAACUCUCACGAAAAACUUGAUGCAGAGAAUGUUGUGAAGCACCUUGUGGCUUGGCCUGUUCUUUUAUACUUGUUCAUUGAGAUUAUCACAUUCUGCCUGCUUCUCUACUUCUACAAAAGACGUCGUUGUAACUACCUUAUUAUCAUUCUACUGCUGGUUGCUUUGCUGGGCUCUGUGACGGUGAUCACUGUGAAGGCAGUGUCGACCAUGUUGAUUCUGACAAUUGAAAAAUCAAUGCAGUUGCAAUACCCUAUUUUCUAUGUCAUGUUUGUAUGUAUGUGCACAUCAGUGAUCUUCCAAGCCAUAUUUUUGUCUCAAGCUUGCGCUCUUAACGACUCCUCUCUGAUCGCAAGUGUCAAUUACAUAAUUUCCACUGUCUUAGCCAUCAUAGCUGGUGCGGUAUUUUAUGAGGAAUUCAAUCAUGAAGACAUUCUACAUAUCUGCAUGUUUCUGUUGGGAACUGCUAUUUGUUUCCUGGGGGCAUUCCUGAUCACUCGUAACAGGAAGAGGACCAAGGCCUUCGAGCCCUAUGUGACCAUGGACGUGGCUAAUGGUGUCCCGACCCUCCACUGCAAGCGCUCUGUGAUCCAGCCUGAAGGGUCUUUCUCUUAUGGUGCACUGGUGAACAACGACAGUGUGACCUCUGUCCCUGCCCACCCACAUCAUCCUCCGGUCAGCUCCGACUCUGCACAGGCCUCUCCCGUGCAGCUGGACCUUAAGACUGACUAAUGCAAACUAUUUUAAAAUGCUACCUAUGGUGUUCUUAUUUAUAUGCCUUAAAUAAUGUAAAAAGAGGCAACUCAAAUCAAGACAUUGUAAUAUUUUGUAUAUUUGGUCAUGUCACUUUGAAAUGAUAAUUGUGCCUUGGUAUACUGCACAUACCUUUUUAAUUUAUAAUGAAACUGCCAAUGUAUUCAAUGAAAUGAACAGCUAUACCCACUUCCAUUCUCUAUUAGCUAUUUGGGUAUAACCAGAAUCUGUUGCCUUGCCAGCCCAAACCACUCAGUUGAUAUAUCUGAAGAGAAUGAAGGAGGGAAUGGCUGGUCAGGCAACAGUAUGUGUGUAUUCACAUUUUAUCUGCAUUUCUAAGACACAUCUUUAACGUUCUCUUUAAUAUGAAUGUUCUCUUUUUCUCUACCAAAAAUGAUGCAGAUUAAAAUGAGUGCCUUUAACCUGUUGUUAACCCAGACUGCCUUCAGUUAUUACAGCACUGUUGUAUCAAUGUAUUACUGUGAUUGUUGGUGAUGUUUAUAAAGACAUUGCAGUUAAAAGUUAAUAUCAAGUG